Lampris incognitus (smalleye Pacific opah) is the source of this 2007-nucleotide messenger RNA. RefSeq names its product cell cycle progression protein 1-like. The transcript has 9 exons. The record is from RefSeq and is a predicted model, not a curated record. Lineage: Eukaryota; Metazoa; Chordata; Actinopteri; Lampriformes; Lampridae. Gene Ontology annotation, cellular component: membrane. Bases 82 to 1722 code for a protein of 546 amino acids.
CGUCCGGGUCGCCUGACGCUUCUCUCCGGACCGCAGCGUCCAGACCGCAGAUCUGUUUGUGACCGCCAGCUGACAGGAAACAUGUCAGAGAACUCGAGUGAUGCCCAGUCGUCCUUUGGCUGGACGAUCCUCAGUAAUGAGGGUUCAGAUAUUGAGACCCUGGGAUUGGAGAAUGCAUUGGAAUACAGGACUGAUACUUCGGAGAGUCCUCCAGAUGUGGUGGCAGAGCUUCAGGACCCCGCUGGUGUCUCUGGUGGAAAUCAAACGCUCCCCCACGCUCCUACUGAGAUCUGUGAAGAAAGGGGCACUUCACCUGAUGAUACCCUGAGAGAAGAAACCUUAGAAGAGAAAUGUUCAGACUCUGAGGCUGGAGAAGGUGCUGCCGGGAAGGGGCCUGUGACCCUGGGCUCCUCCAGCGAUGACUCCGACAUUGUGAUUUUAGGAGACUUGAAGAAGGAUGAGCACGUGUCUGCCAACGGAGAUGAGGUGGCGGCGGCGGCUGCCGAUGAGGAGUUCUACCUCGGAACCUCCUCCAGCAGCCAGUACACCUUCACCGCCAUGGAGACUGUGUUCCCGGUGCAGCAGAGCGUGCUGACAAACUCCCGCAGCAGUGAGGAUGAGCUGGCGGGGACCUCCGGUACCGCGGUGCAGAGAAGAAGGGUGAGGAAGAACACCCUCUGCAACGUGGCAGAGCCUGAAGAGGAGGUGUUGGACUCUCCCCACACUGAGGAGGUGUUGGAAGUCACAGGGGCACAGCAGGUGGAGCAGGCACUGCCCAUGGUCCCUCCCACACUGCAUGGCCACUUCAGCCUGACCCUCAACGGACACAUCCUCCUGGCUCUGGUCAUAGCCAUUUGCAUGGGCAUUGGUCACUUCUAUGGUACAGUCCAGAGUCAAGAGAGACCGAACAUUUUGGCGAAAAACCAAGUAAAUGAGAUCGGUGCUACUCUGAGAGACCAGCUCUUCUCCAGCCAGGAGGUGGAGGAGAUUCUUGGAGGCGAUUUGGAUGAGGGUGACAUGGUGCAGACUCUGACAGAGAGGGACGACCUGGUCAUGAAGAUGAAACGCAUGGCAGAGGACAAGACAGAUAUUCAGUCUGAGCAACAGAAGCUAAAUGUUGAAAACCAGAAGACCCCGUUGAGUUUGCAGGAGGAGCUGAGGAGUCUGUGCACAAAGAUCGGAGACCUCGAGGACAGGGGAGCCAGUGCUGACUCCUUACUGUCAGAAUACCAAAGGCUGAAAGAGCAGCUGGAGGAGGAGAGGAAGCUCAUCCGCAGCUUCCUAAACCAGCGGGAAGUAUCGACGGCUGAAGCCAAGACGCUGAGGAAGGACCUCGACAAGGAAAGGAAGAUUAUGGAGCAGCUGAGGAAGGAGAUGGAACAGCUGAGCCGUGAAAGUGCUGACGCAGAAGGAGAAGCCAAUUCUGAGACCGAGAAGCUACAGUCUCGCUUGCUGGAACUGGAGAAGAAACUGAUCUUUGAGCAACAGCGCUCGGACCUGUGGGAAAAACUGUACGUGGAAACCAAAAAUCAGGCCAAGGGAGACACUCAGCCAAAAGUUAAAAAAAGUAAAGAAGGCAUGAGCGGGAAGGUGAAAGAGAAAUUCGACGCUGUGAAGAACUCUGCCAAGAAGGCCGUCAAAGAAAACCUGAGGAAAUUCUCCGAUUCUGUCAAAUCGACUUUCCGUCACUUCAAGGACUUUCUCUUCACUAAGAGCAAGUGAAAUUAAAUGCAAUUUCUUUAACCAUUGAACACAUCAACAAUCAAUAAUCGAUUAACCAUUAAUAAUUAAUAAGAUACAAAACGCAGGUCUUUUUCUCUUAUUUGAACAGUUCUAGCGGCACAUUAGCUACGUGAAGCAUUAGUUCAUGAAGCACAAACAAUAUUAAAAUAAUAAGGCCCUCGUUCGAAAUGGCUGCUCUUAUCCGCCUGUCCUUAUUCAUCAAAUGGCACUGCCAUAAAACAAUGUCAAACGGGCACAUUUCUAGACCAAUAUGGCAGACCAGAG